Hypoxylon trugodes is the source of this 1130-nucleotide messenger RNA. RefSeq lists its product as uncharacterized. Bases 388 to 843 code for a protein of 151 amino acids. The record is from RefSeq and is a predicted model, not a curated record. The transcript has a single exon. Lineage: Eukaryota; Fungi; Ascomycota; Sordariomycetes; Xylariales; Hypoxylaceae.
GCAGCUCUGGGCUAUCUGCGUGCCAACUUUGCGAACUUGAAGUAAUUUUAAUCGGCAAGAUUAGCUCGCUAAUCCGCUUGAUUCUAAGGAGAUUCACGAUAUAACCAAUUAAAUUGAUGUCGACGUAGUAUCGCACUGCAACUAGGGAUUCGUGCAGCUAACACCAACCUUUCGUUUGACUACCUAAAGCAAAGGAGCGGCUCAGAACAAUGCGAAGUGGGUAUAGACCUCAAGCGGAAUAAGAUCGGUGAGGAGAAAAGGGGAUAUAUAAACUAGGAUGAUGCCAAUCUAGUAUCAUAUAAUGACGGAGAGCAACAAAAACCCAGAAUCAAGGGAGCAUAUACCGUCGCAAACAAAAAACUCACCACCGAAAGCUCCAGAAAAAACAUGUCGCCACUCACUCGCGAACAGCUUCUCAAGGCGACCGACGUCUUCCUAGAAGCCUUCAACGAAUUCACACCAGAAUCAGUCGUGCGGCACCGCAGCCCCUCAUGUCUCCAUCGCGAGUGCCCCGCUACGCUGAAAACGCCUCCCCAGACCAACACCGACUGGGUGAAUUUCGUGAAUUUGAUGCGACCGAUCGUUCGCACAUUUCACAUAGGGCUUGUCGAAGGAGAGGAGCCGUUAAUUGAUGACGUCUCUCGGAAGGUCGCGAUGCACUUGAAGUCGCGCGCCGAGACAACUGCGGGCCUGUAUGAGAAUGAGUAUAUAUGGAUCUUCACGGUUAGUGAGGAUGGGAGUUGUAUUGAUGAUAUUUUGGAGUUUGCGGAUAGUUUGUAUACGAGCGAGUGGAUACCGAAGUUGGUUAAGGUGGCGGAGGAGGCUGCUGCUGCUAAGAAGUGAAACCGGAAGCUUAGAUGGAUUAGUUGGGGAAAAACACGAUAUUGCUUGCCUACCCAGUUAGGUAGGUAGUAUUGUCUUAGUCAAUAGCUAAAUAGCGACAUCGUCAUAUGCGCCGAGGAGGCCGUGUGAGUUAGUCGCUAUUUAGUUAGCAGGUUUGGAAUGAGGGGAACUGCACUUGGAAGGGAGGAAGGAUGAGGCACUUUAAGAUCUGACAAUCCCAGCAAACCUCUAAACAUUAUGUAAACCCAUUCGCUCAUCUCAAAAAGAGUUGAAAGAUCAUAUGAUAG